GAAACGUUUCUCCCAAGUCUCAUAUUGAAAUUCAAUGCUUGAAAUCUCAACCAUACUUUCUUAAUUAAAAAUAUAUAUUUGUUUUUCCCCAAAAAUGAAGUUACUGUCAUAACAUCUAUGCAUUAUUUAAUAUUCGUUCAUUCAUUCUUUAAGCUUCUCUAGCUUCCUUCCUCAUCUCAUCUCGUCCCAUCUCAUUCACACCACACUUUCGUUUUCAUCUCUUUUGACAUCAACAAACAAUAUUUUUGUGACCCUCAGUUGGGACUAGUAGUUAAAUGCAGUUUCAUCCUAACCAUACACUUUUUGAACUUUGAUUGAUAUAGUUUCUUCCCCCCGCACCCUACUCUUACCCUUUAUUUUUUUCAUUGGCCAUAUGGACCAAGAAGCUAAUCACAUAAUUGGGGUUGAAAUCGGGAAGUGCUCUGGAGUUUAGAGUUUCUGGGAAAUGGGUAUUCUUAAUUUUAGUUGUAAAUGAAUACCCAUUAACCGAAUUGUGUGAUUUUACUUAAUAAUGGUGGAUUUCAAGAUGUUUUGAUCGUAAAUCAUAAAGGGCCGCUCAUGGGGAGUUUUCUAGGUGGCUUCGUAUUACCUCUGCUUCUUUUGACAGGUGCUUUUAUCAACUGGAGCUUGAUCUCUUUUGUUGAUUUGAUAGCAUUUCUUCUCAUUCAGUUCAAUGCGAGAAAAAUUGGAUUUCGAAGGAGGUUCUUAUUGUUAUGGCCCAUCAUCAUUUUUUCUUUACUUGCUGUUCUUUCUGAGGUGAUAUAUCUUAUUAUUUGCACCAUUAAGGGAAAUAAAUGGAGUAUAGCAAAUGCCUGGUGGGAAAAGCUGGUCGGAUUCAUGAUAAUCCAAUCAUGGAAAUCUCCGAUGAUUUAUUUUGUAGCUGUGCAGCUUUCAGCUGUAGUUGUUGCUUUGCUUGAUUUGCAUGGAAACAAUUUGUUUUCAUGGCGUGAUUCCUGUUGGAGUCAUUUCUCGUCAGCAAUUGAACAUUUAGGUUCUCAUCUUAGGGUUGCUUCCUGCUUUUUAUUGCCUGCGAUUCAGCUGGUUGUGGGGAUUAGCCAUCCUUCAUGGGUUUCCCUACCAUUUUUCAUUGGAAGCUGUGUUGGUCUUGUGAAUUGGUCUUUGACAAGCAAUUUUCUAGGACUUUUCAGGUGGUGGAGGCCUUUACAACUGUAUGCAGGCUUCAAUAUUCUCUUAUUAUAUGUGUAUCAGCUGCCUGUCAAGUUUCCAAGCUUGUUAAAUUGGGUUGCUGAUUUUAUCGGUUUAUUCAAGAUUACAGCAGAUUCUGACUGGCCUGAAAUUUGUUCAAGCUUUUCUCUUGUUAUUUUUUAUAUUACGCUCUCUUAUUUCAAAUGUGAUUUGGAAGAAAUGGACUUCAUUAUGUCUAUGGGAGAAAGUAACUUGGCAGAACAACUUCUUCCUACAAAGCAUUCGUUUUUUAUUCGUCAACAUAGAUCUGGUGGAAGGCAUACCAAUGUUUUCUUGAGAGGAGCAGUUUUUCGGAUAUUUAGUAUUAACUUUUUCACGUACGGCUUUCCGGUGUCCUUGUUUGCUCUUUCCUUUUGGAGCUUUCAUUUUGCAAGUAUAUGUGCAUUUGGCUUACUUGCAUAUGUUGGCUACAUCUUGUAUGUCUUCCCAUCGUUGUUCCAUUUGCAUCGCUUGAACGGGCUGCUUCUUGUCUUCAUUCUAUUAUGGGCUGUCAGCACGUAUGUUUUCAAUGUGGCAUUCAAAUUAUUGAAUUCUAAACUUGGGAAGGACAUGGCCAUAUGGGAAAUGGUUGGCUUGUGGCAUCAUCCUGUACCUGGAUUUUUUUUGCUUGCUCAAUUUUGUCUUGGAAUAUUGGUUGCCCUGGGUAAUCUUGUGAACAACUCUGUUUUUCUCUACUUGUCUGAUGAGGAUAGGCGAUCUUCAAAUGACAACAAUGUUGUGGAAGGUAGGCAGGAAGAGACCAAGGUAUUGAUUGUGGCCACAAUUGCAUGGGGACUUCGCAAAAGCUCUCGUGCUAUUAUGCUGGCACUGAUAUUCUUCAUUGCCUUGAAACCUGGUUUUAUCCAUGCUGUAUAUUUGAUAUUCUUUUUAAUAUAUCUCUUGAGCCACAACAUCAGUAGAAGGAUUCGCCAGUGUUUGAUUCUUUUAUGCGAGGCUCACUUUGCACUGUUAUACAUUCUUCAGAUUAAUUUGAUCUCGAGUACUUUAGAGCAAAAAGGCUCUUUAAGUAGGGAAGUCCUCUCACAGUUAGGUCUCUUGAAACCUGAAAGUUCCUGGGACUUUUUGGAAAUAGCUUUACUUGGUUGCUUCUGUGCAGUUCACAAUCAUGGUUUUGAAAUGCUAUUUUCUUUCUCAGCCAUAGUGCAGAAUACCUCAAGCCCUCCUAUUGGAUUUAGUAUUUUAAAAGCUGGCCUGAACAAAUCUGUAUUGUUGUCUGUGUAUGCCUCACCCACCACUGUACAUACUCGUGAUAAUCCUUCAUAUGAAAGAAGAAUAGCAUCAUUCCUUGGUGCAAUUGGGCAGAAGUUUCUAUCAGUGUAUCGAUCAUUUGGAACCUACAUUGCCUUUCUGACUAUUCUUCUCACCGUGUACCUGGUUAGGCCUAAUUAUAUAUCAUUUGGGUACAUAUUCCUCCUCCUUGUUUGGAUAAUCGGAAGGCAACUAGUUGAGAGAACAAAAAGACGCCUUUGGUUUCCUUUAAAAGCAUAUGCAAUCAUGGUGUUUAUCUUUAUUUAUAGCUUGAGCAGCUUUCCCAGCUUUGAGGUUUGGCUGUCUGGAUUUAUAGACCUUAAUUUCUACCUAGGCUAUAACCUAGAAGCUUCAUCAUUGGAAAAUGUUUGGGAAUCUCUUGCAAUCUUGAUUGUCAUGCAACUUUAUAGCUAUGAGAGGAGACAAAGUAAGUAUAACAGGUUGGAUGAUUCUGAUACGUUGGAAUUUGGAUUCCUUGGGUUUGUUCGACGGUUCUUCAUUUGGCAUAGCCACAAGAUUUUGUUUAUGGCAUUGUUCUAUGCAUCUAUAUCUCCAAUCAGUGCAUUUGGCCUUUUGUAUCUGUUUGGCCUUGUCCUCUGUUCAACUUUACCUAAAGCUUCACGCGUCCCGCCCAAAUCAUUCUUGGUUUACACAGGAUUUCUAGUAACGGCUGAAUAUCUUUUUCAGAUGUGGGGUAGCCAAGCAGAGAUGUUCCCUGGACAAAGGCACUCAAAUCUGUCUAUAUUUUUGGGUUUUCGUGUAUUUAAGCAUGGUUUUUGGGGUCUAGAAUCAAGCUUGAGAGGAAAAGUGCUGGUUAUUGCUGCAUGUACUCUUCAAUAUAAUGUUUUUCGUUGGUUGGACAAUAUGCCUACUAGUAUUCUGAAUAAAGGGAAGUGGGAAGAACCUUGUCCAUUGUUUCUUUCAGCAGAAGAUGGUGUCAAUAGUGUUCCCAUUUUUGGUGAGGAAAAUACCCUUUCUGAUUCUGGAGGAUUGUCUGUAGAACAAGUUCGUGUGACAAGCAUUCCCUGGCCAUUUUCCUCUGGUUUGUCUCAAUCACCUAAUAAUAUGUCCUCUAAAGCACGAAGCUCUGAGGGUAGUGGCAGCAGAAGAUACUCAUUUGGCUAUAUUUGGGGAAGCACCAGUGAAAGUCAUAAGUGGAACAAGAAGCGAAUACUUUCCUUGAGAAAGGAAAGAUUUGAAGCACAAAAGAUUCUUUUAAAAAUAUAUUUGAAAUUCUGGACAGAGAAUAUGUUUAAUCUCUUUGGUCUUGAGAUAAACAUGAUUGCAUUGCUUCUUGCAAGCUUUGCGUUGUUGAAUGUCAUUUCUAUGCUAUUCAUCGUCUUGCUUGUUGCUUGUGUUCUUUUUAAUAGGAGUGUUAUACGUAAACUAUGGCGCAUAUUUGUUUUUGUAUUUGCUUCGAUUCUUAUCCUUGAGUACUUUGCCAUUUGGAAGAGCACGUGGUCUUCAAAUCAACCUACUGAGACUGGUGUACAUUGCAAUGACUGCUGGAGAAGUUCAAACCUACAUUUCAGCUAUUGCAAAUAUUGUUGGUUAGGACUAAUUGUUGAUGAUCCCCGAGUCUUAAUCAACUAUUUUAUUGUAUUCAUGCUUGCUUGUUUUAAACUUCGUGCUGAUCGUGCCUCCAGCUUCUCAGAGUCAUCAACCUAUAGGCAAAUGAUGUCUCAGCAGAAAAAUACGUUUGUUUGGAGAGAUCUCUCUUUUGAAACUAAGAGCAUGUGGACCUUCCUGGACUACCUGAGGCUCUACUUCUUUUGCCAUCUAUUAGAUCUUGUUCUUAUUUUGAUAUUGAUCACUGGAACCCUUGAGUAUGACAUCCUGCACCUUGGUUAUCUUGCUUUUGCUCUUGUUUUCUUCCGAAUGAGACUUGAAAUAUUAAAGAAGAGAAACAAGAUGUUUAAGUUCUUGCGUCUAUAUAACUUUGCUGUUAUUGUUCUCUCUCUUGCAUAUCAGUCUCCAUUUAUAGGGGAGUUCAGUGCUGCUGGGAAGUGUGAAACUGUAAAUUACAUAUAUGAAAUGAUUGGGUUCUAUAAAUAUGCUUAUGGCUUUCGGAUUACUGCAAGAUCAGCUCUUGUUGAAAUUAUUAUAUUUAUGUUGGUAUCUCUUCAAUCAUAUAUGUUCUCCUCCCAAGAGUUUGAUUAUGUGUCUCGAUAUCUGGAAGCAGAACAAAUUGGUGCCAUUGUGCAUGAGCAAGAAAAGAAAGCAGCAUGGAAAACUGCACAGUUACGUCAUAUUCGUGAAUCUGAGGAGAUGAAACACCAGCGUAAUCUGCAAGUGGAAAAGAUAAAAUCCGAGAUGCUCAAUCUGCAAGUCCAACUUCAUAGCAUGAACUCAACUGCAAACGGUUGUACUUCUCCUAAUAGUGAAGGCCUACGAAGGAGGACUACUUCUCUUACUUUUGAAAAGGAUGCUGAGACCCCUAUUAGAGAGAGGAUUGUCUUGAAAAAGCAGCAGACAGUUGAAAAGGAUUCGGCAUACCCGUUUGAAUUUCAAGAAUCUCCUGCUGCUCAGGACAUGGAAAUUUCAACAGAAGUUGAGUCUAUGAAGCAUUCAGUAGAGCCUCCUCAUUGUGAAAUUUCUGAAGUUGAAGAAAAUCUCAUUGAUAAGCCCUUUUUGGAUGUAGAAUCCAAAGACAAAAGUAGAAACCAGGCAAAGGAAAACCCACUAAUAUCAGCAGUACAACUUAUCGGUGAUGGAGUUUCCCAAGUACAAUCAAUAGGAAAUCAGGCUGUCAAUAACCUUGCAAAUUUCUUGAAUAUAACACAGGAGGAAUCUGAUCUGAAUGGCCAUUCAUCUUCUGAGGAUGGAUUAUAUGAUGAAAUGGAGAGCCAGAAAACAAAGUAUACGUCUUUGGGCCGUUCAUCUUCCCUUCAGUCUGAUACAAGUUCUGAUGCCACAAGUCUUCAACUGGGAAGGAUUUUUCGGUACAUUUGGUCCCAAAUGCGAUCCAACAAUGACAUAGUGUGCUAUUGUUGCUUUUUGCUUGUCUUCUUGUGGAACUUCAGCUUGCUUUCUAUGGUGUAUUUGGCAGCUCUGUUCUUGUAUGCAUUAUGUGUGAAUACAGGUCCAAGUUACAUCUUCUGGACAACUAUGCUAAUAUAUACAGAAAUUUAUAUUUUGCUUCAGUACUUGUACCAGAUUAUAAUUCAGCACUGUGGGUUUAAGAUUGAUUUGGGCCUUCUUCGUGAGUUGGGAUUUCCUGAACAUAAAAUCAUGCCGUCCUUUGUUGUUAGUUCGCUGCCUCUCUUUCUUGUUUACUUGUUUACCCUAAUACAGAGUUCUAUCACUGUAAAAGAUGGUGAAUGGAUGUCAUCUUCACACUUUAAGUUCUAUAAGAGUACUGUUACUGGAAAAAAAGUUCCUUUGACUAAUCGUUGGACUGACAGGGCAAUGGAGCUCAUGCACAUGGGAAAAAAUAGCCUGAAAUUAAUAUUAAGGAGCAUGUUUAAUUACUGGGCAUCUCUAACGCAUGGUGCAGAAUCUCCUCCUUACUUUGUACAGGUGUCUAUGGAUGUACACUUAUGGCCAGAAGAUGGUAUUCAACCAGAAAGAAUUGAAUCUGGGAUAAAUCAAUUGCUUAGAACCAUCCAUAAUGAGAAAUGCAUGGAAGAAAAUCGUAGUCUUUGCCCUUUUGCUAGUAGAGUCCAUGUUCAAAGCAUUGAAAGAAGUCAAGAAAAUCCAAAUGUGGCUUUGGUUGUUCUUGAAGUGGUAUAUGCCUCCCCUUUGAAAGAGUGUGCUUCGGCAGAAUGGUACAAAUCACUUACUCCAGCAGCUGAUGUGGCAAAGGAGAUUCUUGAAGCACAGAGUACUGGGCUUGUCACAGAAAUGGGAUUCCCAUAUUCCAUAGUCUCUGUAAUUGGAGGAGGCAAAAGAGAAAUUGAUCUGUAUGCCUAUGUAUUUGGUGCAGAUCUGAUUGUAUUUUUCUUAGUUGCCAUUUUCUACCAAUCCAUUAUAAAGAACAACAGUGAAUUUCUCGAUGUGUAUCAGCUUGAAGAUCAGUUUCCUAAAGAGUUUGUAUUUGUCUUAAUGAUAGUCUUUUUCUUGAUUGUGCUUGAUCGCAUAAUCUACCUCUGCUCAUUCGCCACUGCAAAAGUUGUUUUCUAUCUUUUCAACCUCAUCCUUUUCACGUAUUCAGUUACGGAGUAUGCCUGGAACAUGGAGUCUUCAGAACAUGCAGGUGGAUUUGCACUUCGUGCUAUAUAUCUUGCAAAAGCUGUUUCUUUAGCAUUGCAAGCUGUCCAAAUUCGAUAUGGAAUUCCUCACAAAAGCACUCUGUAUCAACAGUUUUUGACAAGUGAAAUUUCACAAAUCAAUUACUUGGGUUAUCGGCUAUAUCGCGCUCUUCCUUUCCUCUAUGAACUGCGGUGUGUACUUGACUGGUCAUGCACAACGACAUCUUUGACUAUGUAUGACUGGCUAAAACUGGAGGACAUACAUGCAAGCUUGUACCUUGUCAAAUGUGAUGCGGUCUUGAACAGAGCACAGCACAAACACGGAGAAAAGCAAACAAAAAUGACCAAAUGUUGCAAUGGAAUAUGCCUGUUUUUCAUCUUAAUGUGUGUUAUCUGGGCUCCCAUGCUGAUGUAUAGCAGUGGCAACCCAACAAACAUGGCCAAUCCCAUUAAAGAUGCUAGCGUUCAGGUUGAUAUUCAGACAGUGAUUGGAAGGUUGACAUUGUAUCAAACCACCCUUUGUGAAACGCUCCUGUGGGAUAAGAUCAAUUAUGAUGUUAAUCUAGAUCAUGAUACCAUUGAUUAUUUGGCUGCAUAUAAUAAGAAUGAUAUCCAGUUGAUCUGUUGCCAAGCUGAUUCAAAUACAAGAUGGCUAAUCCCCGAUGUGGUUCAGAGCAAAUUCAUUCGGUCCCUUGACUGGGACAUUGACAUGGACGAUAACAUGAAGAUGACUUUUACUUGGGUACUAUCCAGAGACAGACCAAAAGGGAAGGAAGUGGUGAAAAAUACAUGGAGUGUUGAUGCGCCUGAUCUUCCAGAACGAGCAGAUGUUCAAAAAGUUCUUAAUGGCUCUGUGAACAGCUUUAGGAUAAAUAAUGUCUAUCCAAAAUUCUUUCGUGUCACUGGUUCUGGUGACAUCAGACCUUUGGAAAUAGAGAAUAAUACUGUAAGUGGGAACCUUGUUAUGAAUCGUGCAAACUAUGAAUGGUGGUCUUUUCGUGAUAUCAAUGCUUUUCAAGGAUGUGGAGGUGUGACAGGACCAACAGCGAUUGUAGUAUCUGAGGAAACACCGCCAACUGGUAUCCUUGGUGAUACUCUUAGCAAGUUCAGCAUCUGGGGUCUCUACAUAACAUUUGUUCUUGCAGUAGGCCGCUUUAUUAGACUUCAAUGCUCAGACUUGCGAAUGAGAAUCCCAUAUGAGAAUCUUCCUUCCUGCGAUAGGUUGCUGGCUAUAUGUGAGGACAUAUAUGCAGCAAGAGCAGAGGAUGAGCUAGAAGUUGAAGAGGUCCUUUACUGGACACUGGUGAAAAUAUACAGGUCGCCACACAUGCUGCUUGAGUACACCAAAAUUGACUAGAGUUACAACACAAUUUUAUAGGCUACACCUUUAACUUGAUACACAUUAGAGUAAACCAAAGCACUAAUAAUACCAGAUACAAUGGACCAAAGUUAUGAAAGGUUCAUUAACUUUCAGGUGUUAGUGUUGACAAUCUGCGCACCUCACAUUAUUUUUGAGAUGAUAAUCAUUCAAUUGUUUUUGUUUAGCGUGUCUUUUUACUAAGGUUUAUGUACAUAACUAUAGAGUGCAUUUCUAUUUUAUUUUUUCUGAAUAUUAAUACGACAAAAAUACGUACAUAUAUACUUCUAUCAAAUUUAGACUGUACUAACCAAAAUGUUGGUUUGAUUCACUCCAAUUUUGUCGGUUUAAUGAUAGAAUGACAAACUUCAUA
Molecule: messenger RNA, 8374 nt
Organism: Humulus lupulus (European hop)
Lineage: Eukaryota; Viridiplantae; Streptophyta; Magnoliopsida; Rosales; Cannabaceae
Product: piezo-type mechanosensitive ion channel homolog
Exons: 21
Coding region: 559-8001 (2480 amino acids)
Source: RefSeq, a predicted model, not a curated record